AUGAACACCACUUUCCAGAAAGACAGGAGCAGCCUAUUAGACGUGCUGUUCUCCCACUUCGACGUGGGCUGUAUCCAGUUGGUGGUUCGUCAGCACAGCGGAGGAGCAGGGCUGGGUCCCGGCCACAUACCUCGACUCGCAAAAUGGAACCAGAGACGAUUUGGAUCUGGGAACAUCCAGGACCGUCGAAGGUAUUUAGGGAAAGAGGGCUGGGCCCCGGCCUCCUACUUGAAGAAGAUCAAAGAGGAUUUCUCCCCACGGAAGAAGACGCUGACAGGCCCCGUGGAGAUCAUCGGAAACAUCAUGGAGAUCAGCAACCUGCUGCAAAAGAAGUCUGUUAGCGAGAAGGACAUCCAGACAGACGGAGAGGGCGGAACCACGCCGGAACGCCACUUCUCCAAGAGCGAGAUCAGCCUGCCGAUGCCCUCCGAAAUCAACGCCGCGACAGGCCGAAGGCUGAGCGCGGGCCGGGACACCAACAGCCCGUGUCUCGGAAUAGCGGCGAGCGCCGCCCUGAAUGAGAAUAAAGCGAGAGGCGAGCCGGGCUCCCCGGCUGUCGCGAGAGUGGCGCCGCACAGAGUGGAAAUCGGAUUCGGCGCUGUAAUAGAGAAGAAUCCUGGAGGCUGGUGGUACGUGCAGAUUGGGGAGAUGGAGGGCUGGGCCCCCUGCUCCUACAUCGACAAGCGCAAAAAGCCCAACCUCAGUCGUAGGUCCAGCACACUGACCCGCCCCAAAGUCCCUCCUCCAGCGCCACCUGUCAAAAAACAAGAAUCUGAGGAGGCUCCGCCUUCUGCUAACUCUUCCUCCAAAACCACAGAGGUGCCUAGCAGGGCUGUGUACGAAGAACCUGAAUACGAUAUUCCUGCAGUCGGAUGCGAAGGUGAGCCUGAACCGGAUCCCCUGAAGGACGAGCGUUCCCGCGAUGUGAAGAUCAACAGUGUGGUCAGCGACAAGUACAGCAGCUCCCCUCCGUCCUGCAAGGCCUCCCCUCCCGUUUGCAAGGCCUCCCCUCCGUCCUGCAAGGCCUCCCCUCCCGUUUGCAAGGCCUCCCCUCCUUCCUGCAAGGCGUCCCCUCCUGUCUGCAAGGCAUCUCCAGUUUUCGCCCAUCGAAGAACCUCCUUCAGGUCUGUAGAGGAGGUUGCUAAGGAGGAGUGUAUCUAUGAGAAUGAUGGCUUCAGGCCGAGCGGCAGUGUGACUAAAGGUUCCAGUGAGCCGAACUCCCCACGGAGCUACCAUUCCUCCACAGUCCCAAGAAAACCCUCCGGAUCUUCGCCUUUACCUGGCAGGCCCAUGAAAACCAUGACACCAGAGAUGAGUCGGAGAAGCCAGACCCUGGGCAGACACAUAGAUAUCAGCUUCAGAUCCCAGGAUAACAGCCCUCACUCGUCAUCAGAUGAAUUGAGCAGAGGCUCCAAGAAAGGCCCCGUCUUCAACCGGGAGGUGGAGCAGAGAAUAGGCCAGAGCCCCUCCACCAGGCCCAAGCCUUCCGUCAGACCUAAGCCCCUUUUGACCAAAUCAGAGCCCCAGAGUCCAGAGAGGAUGGACAUCACCUCUCUGAGACGACAGCUGAGGCCUACGAGUCAGUUUAGACAUAGCCUCAAACCUUCUCGUGGGGAGGACUCUGAAACAGCUUCUGUUAUAUCAUCAGAGGACUCGGUGUGUUCACGCAGUACCUCAGAUCUCUCCUCGGUUUACUCCAAAGGAAGCCGUGGUGACUCCGAUGUGGAGGGCCCCAAUCUCUACCGCUCCGUGGAUGCCUAUAAGAAAGUCCAGGACUCCGAGAUCAGUUUUCCAGCUGGGGCUGAGGUCGAGGUUUUGGAGAAACAGGAGAGCGGUUGGUGGUACAUCCGUUGGGGCUCCGAAGAAGGCUGGGCUCCCUCAUACUACCUGGAAGCUGUCAGACAAAUGGGCGACGGUGGUGGCUUAGACGGACACGGGAGUGGUGGGAGUAAGUCCAACAGCCUGGAGAAGAAUGAGCAGCAUGUUUUGGCCCUCAAUAACAUUAAUAUUCAGGGCCUGACGCAGCAGCAUCAAGGCUUGAGGAGGAACUCUCCACCGAUUCCUUCCAAGCCUCCCGGCGGCUUCUCGAAGCCAUCUGGGAUGGUUAAUGGAGGCGUGAGGAUGAGGAACGGGGUACGCCAGGUGGCGGUGAGGCCUCAGUCUGUAUUUGUCACCACUACGCAGCCAGCCAAGGACGCGCACUACACAACAGGGUCCUUGAGAAGGAACGAGUCACUGGGCAGGAGCGAUCACUAUGGUUCCGGUUCUGCCACUCUCGGAGUUCGCCGAAACGCCUCAUUCAGCACCGUGCGGCCACACGUAGUUGUUGAAAGCCAAACGAGGCCUGCCGAACGCUCCAGUCUGUCUUCGGGGAGCGCGUUCAGCACAAGCAACGUCCAAGACGCCCUGAGCAGAGUUAACCAACGCAACGGUAUCCCCGUGUCCACGGUCAGACCCAAGCCCUUGGAGAAGAGCCAGCUGAUCCACAACAACCUUGGCAGGGAUGUGUAUGUGUCCAUUGCCGAUUACCAUGGCGACGAGGAGACCAUGGGGUUCACAGAGGGAACCUGUCUGGAGGUGUUGGAGAGAAACCCCAAUGGGUGGUGGUACUGCCAGGUGCAGGACAGCCUGGUUCCCCGCAAAGGCUGGGUCCCCUCUAACUACCUUGAGCGGAAAAAAUAA
Neolamprologus brichardi is the source of this 2682-nucleotide messenger RNA. Lineage: Eukaryota; Metazoa; Chordata; Actinopteri; Cichliformes; Cichlidae. The record is from RefSeq and is a predicted model, not a curated record.